This is a messenger RNA of Macrosteles quadrilineatus (aster leafhopper), 8704 nucleotides long. RefSeq names its product inositol polyphosphate-4-phosphatase type I A-like. Gene Ontology annotation, molecular function: phosphatidylinositol-3,4-bisphosphate 4-phosphatase activity. The coding region runs from base 99 to 4625 and encodes 1508 amino acids. The transcript is spliced from 31 exons. Gene Ontology annotation, cellular component: cytoplasm. The record is from RefSeq and is a predicted model, not a curated record. NCBI's taxonomy places the organism in Eukaryota, Metazoa, Arthropoda, Insecta, Hemiptera, Cicadellidae.
GCAGUUCCCUUCAAAAUUCUGUUGUGUAGUGUGAGGCAUGAAGUAGACUACGAAAUAUUUGCAGAUAUCAAAGUCAGUGAACACUAGGAGGGGCCAGGAUGAGGUACAACAAGCAAGAACUGUUGACCCUGGCUACUCAACCUUCGCAGAAGUUUGACAAGGAAGGUGUUCUACUGCUGAGGGAACGCCAGGAAGGCUUCUUUCGUAGGACAGAGAGGAAAGACUCGAAAAGAGGGAAACGGGGAAAACUACGUGAACUGAGCUGCUAUAGUGGAACCAGCAAAGUUAGCCUAGAGCGGUGGUGCAGACUGCGAGGUAACCUGCUGUUUUACUUCAAGACCCGAGACCAGUGGUCGGAGCCGCUGGGUGUAGUCGUGUUGGAACAGUGCUCCGUCAAGCUGGAUCCCCCCGCCACCUCCAACACCACUGAUGGCCCGUUUGGGUUCAGUCUAGUGUUUGAAGGAGGCCUGUCACAACACGUGGCUGCUCUGAGUCUGCAGGAGAGGGAUCAGUGGUUGCAGGCCAUCCAGCUGUCCAGCCACGAGUGUAUGAGGACUCAGCUGCUAGCUCUACAGCAGAGGUUGGAAACUCGUAGAGGUCAAGACCCGGAUCUGGAUAUCCAGAUGUGGCGGUUACGUCGGAACCAGACUCUAGACCCGUGUGAGUUGCCGCUGUGUGAGGUAUCUCUCUCGUGUGACAACCUACUGUGUGACGGCCAUGGCCGUCCUCCCAACCCUGUACUGCUGGUGCAUGUGUACAUUCCUGAGGAAAGGGUACUACUCAAGUACGCCAAGACCGAGGUCAUAGAGAAAAGCAGCAAUCCCAGUUUCCUGAACACCGUAAGUUUCCGCUCCAGUGAUGGCCUCAACGCCAGCUCCAAGGUGAGACUGACUGUGUAUGACGUGAGAGAGCCUGUGUCUCAGACAGCCACUCCCCUGGGCAGUGCCUGUAUCACACUAGGCACACUACAGGACUGCGAGAGACUCAGGAUACCUCUCAAGUCCUGUGCUGGGACAACUGUGGGAUUCCUGAGUCUUCUGGUCUGGGCGCUGGAGAGAGAAGACCAGGGAACUCCUAGCACUGAGUCUACACCUUGUAGGACAGCCAGCAUAGAUACUGCAGCGAUCCACUGUCACCGCAGGUCGCAGUCGCUGCCACCCAGGCUGGGCUCCAAGCUAAAGUUACCUCACCAGGGACAGCUGCGGCUGUUGUUUGCCAACCCCACAGUCCAGACGUACAGGUUCCACUCUGGGCUGGGAGGUGACAUCAGUGUACAUGAGGUCAUGGCAGAGAGUCGGCUGUGCUUCACCUUCCCUCAGCAACUGUUAGCUGUGUGGAUCCAAGAGGAGAAGGAGUUGCUACAAGAGGUGGCUGGUAUGGGAGAGUUGGUAGAGCCUUGGCACUCCAAGCAGGUUCAACUGCUAGACAGACAUCUCCAUCUGCUACACCUUUACUCCCAGGCUAGUGAAAACCUCGCUGCGCACAAAGGAGGCUUCUUCAAGCCAAGCUCUCGCAAGAACGAUCGUUCUCUAGAGUUUGCGCCGGUGAACCUCCACCUGCAGAGAAUGUGGGUGCAGAACGAUACGCUGAAGAAGUGCGACUUCUACGAUGUUGUUACUGUCGGUGCUUUCACUGCUCACUCGCACAAGAAUAAGAAUGGAGGACUUAUCAAGUUACUACAGCAGAUAAAAGAAUCACCAAUGAGAAGCCACAACUCUUCCCCGGGUAUUGACAAAAUCACUGUUGCGUCCGAUGCAAUCCAGGCCAUCAAGCAGCUUCGCAGGGAGGUCGUGGAGGCCAUGCGUUCUCUGAUGAGGCUUGCUAAAGACAAACAAACACUUGGUAUGCUGCCCAUCUGCGAGGACAUGAUCUCUAAGACUCGCACCCUGUUAACCCUGUGGGACCCAGGGCUGGUAGAAGAAGCUCUAUCCUUUGUAGAGAAGAACAAGAUGGGAGUGGUGUCUCUGGAUGUGGUAGGAGGCAACAAUGGGAUAGAAGAGAGUCUUACUCUCUCCCCCUUCCGUCGCAUCACACAGCAGCUGAGUUUCAACGAGCUCAAGUCGCCCGAUUAUGACGAACUCAUCACACCCGACAGCCCGAGGUGUCUCAAGGGUUUUUGGGGAGACUUGCAUCCAAAGACAUCAACACAUAGAGAGCCGAGUGAGAAUCAGUUUGUGAUUUUCCCUGAUGCUGAAGAGGAUGUGGAAAAAGAUGAUAAGUCCAUCGACGAAAACUCUAACGUAGCGAAUCUGGAGAUGAAACCUCUGGAGACUGAAGAAGAAGAAGAAGACGAGGAAGAAGAUGAUGGUAGUCUCCCAUCAAUGUCAAGUGGAAAUGACUGUGAUGUGGGAAAAAGGUUCCUAGACACCCAUGUGAUGAGUAGAUCUCCAUCUGCCAACUACUACAAGCCUACAGAUGAGCCUGAACCUUGGGAUCUGACACAGCUCAACAUAGAAGCCAGUGUUAUGUUCCUAGACACCCAUGUGAUGAGUAGUUCUCCAUCUGCCAACUACUACAAGCCUACAGAUGAGCCUGAACCUUGGGAUCUGACACAGCUCAACAUAGAAACCAGUGUUAUGUUCCUAGACACCCAUGUGAUGAGUAGUUCUCCAUCUGCCAACUACUACAAGCCUACAGAUGAGCCUGAACCUUGGGAUCUGACACAGCUCAACAUAGAAGCCAGUGUUAUGUUCCUAGACACCCAUGUGAUGAGUAGUUCUCCAUCUGCCAACUACUACAAGCCUACAGAUGAGCCUGAACCUUGGGAUCUGACACAGCUCAACAUAGAAGCCAGUGUUAUGUUCCUAGACACCCAUGUGAUGAGUAGUUCUCCAUCUGCCAACUACUACAAGCCUACAGAUGAGCCUGAACCUUGGGAUCUGACACAGCUCAACAUAGAAGCCAGUGUUAUGUUCCUAGACACCCAUGUGAUGAGUAGCUCUCCAUCUGCCAACUACUACAAGCCUACAGAUGAGCCUGAACCUUGGGAUCUGACACAGCUCAACAUAGAAGCCAGUGUUAUGUUCCUAGACACCCAUGUGAUGAGUAGUUCUCCAUCUGCCAACUACUACAAGCCUACAGAUGAGCCUGAACCUUGGGAUCUGACACAGCUCAACAUAGAAGCCAGUGUUAUGUUCCUAGACACCCAUGUGAUGAGUAGUUCUCCAUCUGCCAACUACUACAAGCCUACAGAUGAGCCUGAACCUUGGGAUCUGACACAGCUCAACAUAGAAGCCAGUGUUAUGUGCCUUGUCAGCAAAGUCAAGUUUCUAUGUGGAAGGUGUGGAUCACCAGCCGUUAGGCUCAGGAAUCAGAGGGGGAUGGGCCGCUCCAAGAGUUUCCGCAGCGAACUCUCAGCACAACAAGAAGUGGUUACAUCUCAGCCGACUAGUGUAGGAGUGAACGGUAACGGUGCGAUUGUGAACCAACCGAGGACUAAUGGUCCGAAACGGACUAACAGUGACGAUGCGCUCAACAAAGCCGUGGACUGUGCAAACAUUGUGCGCAACAAGUUUACCGAAGGACUGGACUUUGCGACUAUCACGGACUGGACAACAGAACUGCGACCAAGCAUGAGGAAGCUGCGGCAAGCCAUGGACGGUCUGCUGAAGACCGCGCGGCUAACACACAGUGUGUUCCGCGUACAGGAGGACCGAAGGACUGCACAGAAGGCUUGUAACGUUCGGUACAGGCGGCAUGUCUGCUUCUCUCAGGCAUUGACUGCCUUGGUGACUGCACUGAUGGCCAAGCUGUGGUGUCAGAAGCCUGACCCAGUGUUUUUGCUGAUCCUGAGCACUGUAGGACCACUGGUGUCGUUUGAGGGACUCCUCAGCUACUACGGUGAUGAGAUCGAUAUGUGGGGGGACAUGGUUGUGGCUGUGGAGGAUCUACAGACUGUCUCCUUCACCAUCACACGCUGUCCGCCCAACACUAGACAAGAACAGGUGGUGCCCAAGGUAGCCAAGUCUGGAUCGUCGCUGAGUGUGAUGCUUCCGGUACCGGACUCUGUACAUUCUCUCCUUCCCCUCUCCUCUCCCCCCACCACUUCUGUUACUUUCCACGUCACCCCCGUGUUCUUCAACAUUGGCAUCAACGAGAUGGCCACCCUCGCCGAGAGUCUAGGGGCGACCAAGCCGCAAGAGAGAAGCAACGUGGACAACUUCGACAGACUCAAUCAGUACUACCAUCGGUUUAGGAAGCUCAACGUGCCUAGUGACAAGAGAGGGAUGGUGCUCAGUGGUCCUCGGUACAGCUUGGAACACCUCGUGGAGCAACUCAAGUCCUCCGUGUUGGUCUCCAGAAGCAAGAAUGUGGAGAUCCUGCAUCUCUCCUCCAGGAUAUGUCGCAGGAUGAAAGGACUGAGAUUCACAAGCUGUAAGAGUGCCAAGGAUCGGACUGGUAUGUCUGUGACAUUGGAGCAAUGCAACAUUCUACGGUCAGAGUACGAUCUAGCAGAGCAUGAGUUCUUAAGAGCACUGGACUGCAUGAGGAGCGAGGGUUGUCGUAGGGAGAACACCUACAAGAACGUGGGAGUGCGCAAGUACGCCUUCAACAGUCUGCAGAUCCUGACGUUGCCGAGGCUGUAUCGUCCACCCGCUGGCACCUUCGGCUCGGCCCAGUCGUAGUCCCUUCCACGUCUGCGUCCUCGACACUGUCUCGUAGCUGGCUAGUCCACCAGGCACAAGUCUUUGGAUGGAAGCACCUCCAAGUUGACACGCACCGACAUGUCGGUGCAAGACUGAUCCUGUUUUCAUCUCAACUUACUUCAGGCAUCACACUGAAUACUCAUGUUCACCAUUGAAUAUUCAAUAUUCAAUAUUGGUAAAUUUGCUUUGUGUAGUCAAUACCAAUAAAACUGGGGAAUUUAAUGUACAAGAUGGAAUCUUUCACUAUGAAUUUUAUCCGUUGUUUAGUUUCAUACUCUUAUGAUAUUUUAUUCUCUUACAAGUAUUGCUAUACUCAAUUCCACGUUUAAUGUGCAGUACAGAGCGAGAAAGGAGAUAGUCAUUGGUAACAUCAUCCUUGUCGUCAAGCAAGCUGUGUCAGCGUCCACACAAUCCUCAAAGGCUUAAGGUAGAUUUUACCUUUUUCUUCAACUUAAUGGUUUUUGAUGGAUCAUAUUUUGACUUAAUGACUUGGAUUUUGACUUAGUUUUUGCCGAAAUCAGUUGUGAAAAUUUGUAAGUAAAAAGUAAAGCAAAGAAGCGUUUUUAAUUCUCGUGGUUUUAGGACAAAUAGUAUUGUUGAGGCUGCCAUUUCGAGUUCAUGGCCCUUGGACGCUCUUUAUUAGCUGAACAUGGAAUAAAUGCGAGUAUUCAACACUCUCUUAAGAAAUGCAAUCAUUAAAAUAUGUCAGGGGGGGGUCAUUUUGUUACUUUAACAAAUUAUUGUGUUGUUUCAGCAUAGUGGGAUCACAACAUUUACAACUAGAAAAACGUUUCUUUCUAUGUAUAAAACUGUUGUUUGUUGUUGUAUUGCUUGAUUUUUUUAUUAAGUCACACGGACAACUUUCUUCUCUUUUUCAAAUAAGUAACUUUGAUUUGAAAGGAAUUUGACUGGGUUUUUAGUCAAAAACAGGUAAAUAAAAUUUGAAUUCAAAAAGUUAAGGAUGUAGUAAAGAAACACGCUAAAAGCCAAAGGUAUUUGUAAACCUAGAACUGAAGGCCCGACACAAAACAAUUAAUUAUUAUAAAACCCUGAUGUUUAUGUACCUGAUGCGUUUAUAACAAUUCUGCUUUAUAAAAAUUAUGAAACAUACAUAGCCUAGUUAUUUAUGGUUUUGUAAAAAUCAAAGAUGGUGUAAUAUUUAUUAUUUUAGCUUUGUUUGCCUUUUAUUAGAGAUCUUCAAGUGAUGAUUGCUUCAUAUUUUGCAAUUAAGCAUGUGCAAUCAAGUCUUUGUGUUAAUUUAUCUUAUUUAUUAUUUCUUUAUUUAAUUGUUAAAUGCCUAAGUCAUAUAGAAUUUGUGUUAAUUAAUUAAACUGCUCACUUAAAAAUAGUUCUUUACUUACUUAAAAUACAUUUCCUACUUACAGUAUAAAUAGUUACAAAUUAUUUUUUAUCGAGAGAUUUAUGAGAGGAAAUAGAGAUUUAGCCUACCUAGCGCUCAGUAUUCUAGCUAUAAGCCAUGCAAAGUUUGUAAAAUUGUAAUGUAAUGUUGUAAGUUGAUAAUCAUAAACAAUUUCCAUUCAUAAUCACGUUAAUUAAUAAUAAGGAAAAUAUCUUUCCUAGCAAUGCACAACCUUAAUUUUUAAUUUCUAUACAUGUUGUAUGCUAAGAUAUUUGUAGUUUAAGGUUAGAGGAAGUCAAUUUAUUUGCAGAUUUGCAUAUUAAACUUAUUUCUAAAAAUUAGUUGGUUAAACUGGACUUAUGAGGGAUAAUUUAUAUUUUAUUGGUCAAUUAAAAAGUAUAAAGUUAUUUUUUCCAGUAUAUUUUUAUAUUGUUUGACUAACGGCAAUACCUUGUACACAUUAUUUUUCACAGCCAUUAUUAUGUUAAUUUUAAAAAAUUCUCCCUACAGAUGAAAUAAAAAUGUGUCAAUAUUCAAGACACAACUUCUAAACUUAUUAGGCAAAAAGUACCCGAAUUAUGCUACCUCAAAAGAGGAUUUUUCAAAUGAUAUUGUUGGAUAUGGAACAUAAUCAUGAAAUAUUUCUGGGGUCGGUAAACUCAUUUUUAUUGAUUUUUCCCUACAAUAUGCACGUGUGUAAAACAACAUAAUUAAUCUGAAACUCAACUUUCAGUAGAAACUAUGACUAAAUUUAAUCAUGCAUGUAAAUGUAGUUAGUUUGGGCCAAACUACUAUACGUUUGACAACUCAUAACAAAAAGAAACUGAAUCAUAAUUUUUCUGUUUCCAAUUAUUGACUGAUUAUUUACAUUUAAGCUUAGAUUAAACUAUUUAUUGAUGUAUCUAAAUAUUUCUACAGUGAUAAUGUUUGAAUAUAUUGUGUAAUUAUAUAUUUAUUGUGCCAAACUGAUGACUACUAUAAGAAAUGUACUAAUACCUGAUCAUUGUUAAUGUAUUAGAUGUGACAAAAUUCUUAUACCUUGUCAAUUAUAGCCAACUAUUUCCAUUUUGCUGAAGGAAAUAACUGAAAUUAAUUAAACAAUAUUGGUCAGAUAGACAAUUUUACCAGUUUUAAAUUGAAUUUACAAAUUAUAAGAAGAAAUGUGUUGUGAAAAGGUUGUGUUUUAUUGAAUUAGAAUUUUUAUUGUUAUUCUUUUUUAUGUAAAUGACAUUUUAAGCCAUUGAAAGUUUUAUUUGGUUGGUUUUCAAUACUAUCCAGCUAUUUUUAAUAGUAUUUUAUUACUUUGCAUAAUAUUAUUUAUUUUUGUCGUACUGCAGCAAAAUCAGCUGUUUUUAAUACAUGCGUUGCAGGUUUAAAGUAGUUCUUUUUCCUUAGGGAGUAAGUCACCUGUUGUUAAUUCAGUUGUAAACUUCGAAGCAAUUGCAAAAUUUUGUAUAAAUUGUUUUAAUCGGUUGUAGCUUGUUAUCGGUACAUCAAGGGUUAAUACCAAUGUACCAUCGAUGGUUGACCUAUCGAUGCUCAUCCGAAGUAAAAACAUAAAGUCAAUAUAGGUGCACUCAAACUUAACGAAACAUGUAACAGACACGUAAACAUGCUUCAUAUUUUAUAAUAGGAAGAGCAAAAUUACUUGUAGUUCUUAUCCUAACGUAAUGUAAAAAUCUGUAGCCUAUGUCAAAUGGCUGUAUUUCUAAAAUAUUGCAUAAUAUUUCUCUUUAUUUGGUUUUAAAUGGACAAUCAUUACAUUCAAACUAAACAGACCGUCACAUCAUUGUUUAAAAUUAUUUCUCGCAUCUCAUAUUUUGCAUUUACCCGUUUUUAACUAUUUUAACCACCAAUAAUUUUAACAUGCUCCUGCUGAUCCAUUGUCAUUUUUACACAACCUUAAAAUUUCUAUUUAACUCUAUUGUCCUAAUUAUAAGUUUGUAAUAUUAUAAGAAAUUUAUGUGCUUACACAAAUUAUAGAAGUUGUAGCAUUACCACUGGUAGAUAACGCACUAGCUUUAAGUUUUUGUUGUAAUAUUUUGGGAAAUUAUAACUUAUUCAUUUUGAAUGUAACUCAAAUACGCUUAUAUUCUUACAGUAUACUUAGAAAUGGUACUUAACGAUUGUUUUGCAUUUAUAUUAUUUUAAUUUAAGUAUAUUUAUUGUUAGUUAGGGGUCUUGUUCACAAACUACAGUGCUGUUUAUUUAGUGAUUCUUAUGUUAGUACGUUACUUUGUAUCCGAAUUGUAGUUUUGGUUUUUAAAGCAGGUGAUGAAAAUGGUGAUACAAUCUCUUAAAUGAGUUGAGUUUGUAGGAUUGAAAUUACUGUAAAAUAUUGGCACCUAUAUAUAUUUGAAAGUAUUUACAUACUUUGCUAUUCUUUUCAAGACUUGUUUUAUAAGAGUUUAUCUUUGUAAACUACCAAUCAAAGAGUUGGUUUGUCAUUUUAUUUUUAUUUUUUACCUGUAUUUUGUGAACAAGUUAAAGUCGUGUGUGGUCAAAAACAAGUUUGUGAUUUGUACAACAUUUGAAUGUUUAGAAUGUAUAAUGUAUUCCAUCUUUGUUAUUUCUGUUAUUUUGUUGUUUACUGUCUUAAUAUUUUAGAGCUUUAAUUACAUAGAUAUUUCAAUAUAAAUUGUAUAAUUUGUAUAAAUGUUAUUAUUUAAAUAUUAUUGUAGACUGUAGAAGGUUUCAU